This is a messenger RNA of Peromyscus leucopus (white-footed mouse), 1385 nucleotides long. It is a transcript of the gene Unc119, whose product is annotated as unc-119 lipid binding chaperone. NCBI's taxonomy places the organism in Eukaryota, Metazoa, Chordata, Mammalia, Rodentia, Cricetidae. Gene Ontology annotation, molecular function: lipid binding. The coding region runs from base 115 to 837 and encodes 240 amino acids. Gene Ontology annotation, biological process: positive regulation of protein tyrosine kinase activity; visual perception; negative regulation of caveolin-mediated endocytosis. The transcript is spliced from 5 exons. Gene Ontology annotation, cellular component: centrosome; intercellular bridge; spindle midzone. The record is from RefSeq and is a predicted model, not a curated record.
GGGCCCGGCCGGGGGUGGGGCGGCGGACGCUCCCCCUUCCCCUGGCUCCAGCCAGCGCAGGCAGCGGCGGCGGCGGCGGUGGCAGCAGGCGAGGAUCCGCGGCCCCGCGAGGCCAUGAAGGUGAAGAAGGGCGGCGGCGGCACCGGACCGGGGGCGGAGCCCGCUCCAGGGGCCUCGAACCGGAGUGUGGAGCCCACGCGGGAGCGGCGGGCGGAAUCCGAGUCCGGGUCCGAGUCCGAGCCAGAGCCAGGCCCCGGGCCCAGGCUGGGGCCGCUGCAGGGCAAGCAACCCAUCGGGCCGGACGACGUGCUAGGGCUGCAGCGGAUUACGGGCGACUACCUGUGCUCCCCCGAGGAAAAUAUCUACAAGAUUGACUUCGUCAGGUUCAAGAUCCGGGACAUGGACUCGGGCACUGUCCUCUUUGAAAUCAAGAAACCCCCUAUCUCAGAACGGUUGCCCAUCAACCGGCGGGACCUGGACCCCAAUGCCGGGCGCUUUGUUCGCUACCAGUUCACACCUGCCUUCCUCCGCCUGAGGCAGGUGGGAGCCACGGUGGAGUUCACAGUGGGAGACAAGCCGGUCAACAACUUCCGCAUGAUCGAGAGGCACUACUUCCGGAACCAGCUCCUGAAAAGCUUUGACUUCCACUUCGGCUUCUGCAUCCCCAGCAGCAAGAACACCUGUGAGCACAUCUAUGACUUCCCGCCUCUCUCUGAGGAGCUAAUCAGCGAGAUGAUUCGUCACCCGUAUGAGACACAGUCUGACAGCUUCUACUUCGUGGAUGACCGGCUGGUGAUGCACAAUAAAGCAGACUAUUCCUACAGCGGGACGCCCUGACCCCCCACCCCCACCCAGUGCCCCUGCCUCUGAGGCUGUGGCCAAGUCCCUGUGCUGUGACCUCUCCAAUGUCAUCUCAGCUUGGGGACGGCUCCAGUGGCUCUGGACCCUGAGUCAGUGUUGGGAGGAAGGGUGCCCAGCAUCCCUAGGCCAAGCCUCUGAAACUCAUGGGCCUGUCAUCACCUGGGGAAGGGCAGUCGGGGAGACUGUUUGCCCUCGUGUUCAGGAAGGCCUCCUGGAAGCAGAGGACUUCUGGACACCUCACCCGGCCCACUGGGCCUGAGUUUCAGAAUAGUGUUCUCUUCUUGAGGCUGUGACUAGAUCAGGUUAGGGAUCCAUUCCCUGUCCCCCGCCUGCCACUUCGGGCUAUUUAUAGUUGUCAGUUCAUAGAUGAAAAGCCACAGUGGGUACCCUGGUCUCAGCCCUGGCCCUCCUCCCUCAGGGGCCAAGACACUGCCCAAGGUGUGAGAGGGGCGGGUCCUGAUUACAGCCUGUGGUAGGACCUGGACAAACUGUAAAUAGUUUUCAAUAAACCUCCUUUUCUGUUC